AUGCCCCUUUCAGACGAGACCAAGGACCGAUACAACGCCGUUCUCGGCAUCGCGAAGGCUGUGUUCAGCGUCGGUUGGAUCCCCUUCAUCAUCUACGUCGGCUACAAGAACUCUACCCCCCAGCCUUCCCUCAUCAAGUUGGUCAAGAUCAAUGUCCCAUGUCAAACUCAAACUGACCACCUUUCUCUCAGGCUCAUCACCCCAUUAGCGUAA
This is a messenger RNA of Cryptococcus wingfieldii CBS 7118, 213 nucleotides long. RefSeq lists its product as hypothetical. The transcript has 3 exons. Bases 1 to 213 code for a protein of 70 amino acids. Gene Ontology annotation, cellular component: mitochondrial outer membrane translocase complex. Gene Ontology annotation, biological process: protein import into mitochondrial matrix. The record is from RefSeq and is a predicted model, not a curated record. NCBI's taxonomy places the organism in Eukaryota, Fungi, Basidiomycota, Tremellomycetes, Tremellales, Cryptococcaceae.